UUGGCUCAAAUUGUUAUCUGUGAAUUUGGGCCUAAACUCCAUGAGUAGGCCCAUCGGGUCGAAAUGCGGAGGAAUUUUAGCCCAAAUGAUCCGCGAGUAUGGGAAGAAGAAAAUGCGAGUACAAUUCACCAAUUUGGAACCCUAAUUGUUUGAAUUUUUUGGAAAAACCUGUACUCUCUAUACUCGCCCCCAAAUUUUCAGGAGCUGUGAUCAUCACAAUUCUCUACUGCCACUGCACAAAAUUGAGUACUUGGAUUGGGGGAACACAUUUUACCUCAAUGGUUAUGGACCUUGUGCCGCCAUCAGGUGAUCAUCACGAGAAAGAAGACUGUGGGCGGCAUACAUGUGUAAGGAUUGAAAGUGCAAGAGGAGAACUUUGUGGUCCAGAUGGAGCUACUGUCACUGCUUCGAGGAGUGUUUACCUGGGAAUAGAGAAUGCAGGAACUAGUUGGAAUGAAAGAACAUCAUCUAAUGGUGCAAAUGUACUGCCAAACGCAGAUUCUUUGGCUGUGAAUUGCUAUAGGAACUUGGAGCCUCAUGAUGGUAUGGAAUUUGACUCGAAAGAGAAUGCCUUUUCAUAUUACAAAGAAUAUGCUAAGUCCAUUGGAUUUUCCUCAAUAAUAAAGGCUAGCCGUAGAUCCAGAAUUUCUGGAAAAUUUAUUGAUGCAAAAUUUGUUUGCAGUAGAUAUGGAAGCAAGCGUGAACCUUCUACUUCUGGUGCAGAACCUGUUCCAAGUGCUGAUGCAGCAGGAAGUAAUCCUGUGAAGAGAAAAAAAGGCAGAAUAAACAGGUCUUGGUCAAAAACAGAUUGUAAGGCAUGCUUGCAUGUAAAGAGAAGGUCUGAUGGAAGGUGGGUUAUUCAUACUUUUGUCAAAGAGCAUAACCAUGAAAUAUUUCCGGAUUGGACCAGCUAUCCUUCAGGUCACAGGAACAUUGAUCUGGGUAAGAAUGAUGCAGAUGCAUUUCAUGCUAUCCGUGGGAGGACGAAAAAGACUUAUGCCUCGACGUCUAGACAUUCUGGUGUUAUGAAGAAAGUUGAGAAGCAAAAGAAUGGUGGCACAAAUAGUAGUCCUCAAUCUUUGGCUUUAGAUGAGGGAGAUGCACAAGUUAUUCUUGAGCAUUUUCUUUGCAUGCAAGAUGAAAAUCCAAACUUCUUUUAUGCAUUGGAUUUGAAUCAAGAGAAACGCUUGAGAAAUGUCUUUUGGAUUGACGCUAAAUGUAGGCUUGACUGUGGUAACUUCAGUGACGUAGUUCUUUUUGACACUACCUAUAUUACAAACGAAUAUAAGCUGCAGUUUGUUCCUUUUAUUGGCGUCAAUCAUCAUUUUCAGUCCAUAUUGCUGGGAUGUGGGCUGAUUGCAGAUGAGAGUAAGUCAACAUUUAUUUGGUUGAUGCGAGCAUGGCUCAGGGCAUUGGGUGGACAAGUUCCAAAAGUAAUUCUAACUGAUCAAGGCAAAACACUGGAAGAAGUUAUUGCUGAGGUUUUACCAGAUUCACGCCAUUGCCUUUGUUUGUGGCACGUACUGAGUAAGAUCCAGGAGAAGCUUGGUCAUGUCAUAAGGCAGCAUGAAAGUUUUCUCUCCAAAUUCAAUAAAUGUAUUUUGAGGUCAGCGACCAAUGAGUUGUUUGAAAAGAGGUGGUGGAAGGUGGUUGAUAGAUUUGAUUUGAGGAAUGACUUGUGGAUUAAAUCAUUGUAUGAAGAUCGGCUAAGGUGGGUACCGACAUACAUGAAUAAAAUCUUCUUGGCAGGAAUGUCUACGAUGCAACGAGCAGAAAGCGUUAGCACUCUUCUUGAUAAAUGCAUAUUAUGCAAGACGACAUUAAAGGAGUUUCUUGUCCAGUAUAAAAAACUGCUGCAAGAGAAUUGUCAAGGAGAGGCAAAUGCUGAUUUUGAGACAAGACAUAUACAACCAGGAUUGAAAUUUCCCUCCCCUUUUGAAAAGCAGAUGUCAACUUUAUACACUCAUACGAUAUUCAAGAAAUUCCAAGUUGAGGUUUUAGGAGUGGUUGCUUGCCACCCUAAAAAGGAAAAUGAUGAUGGUGAAAAUGGCACAUAUAGAGUCCAAGAUUUUGAAGUAAAUCAAGAAUUCAUUGUUGUAUGGAAUGAGAGGACAUCUGAUACUUCAUGUUCUUGUCAUUUGUUCGAGUACAAUGGAUUCCUUUGUAGACACGUGAUGAUAGUUCUUCAGAUGGCUGGUGUGCAUAACAUCCCCUCUAAGUAUGUUUUAAGACGCUGGACUAAAGGUGCAAAGAGUAGAGAGAAGACGAGACAAGUAACUUUGGUUGAUUCCAGGGUUCAACGCUACAAUGAUCUAUGUCAAAGGGCAUUUGAGCUAGGUGAUGAAGGGUCGUUAUCUCAAGAGAGUUAUAACAUUGUAUUUAGUGUUCUGGAAAAUUUUCUGAGAACAUGUGAGACAGUGAAUGAUGCAAAUUUAAAUGAAUCAGAACCGUGUUCUCUCCCAAAUCAAGGGCUUAAUGACCUUGAAGUAUUCACAGAUAGUAAUAAUCCAAGUAAGAGUAACGGAAAGAACAUAGCAAGAAAAGAGAAGGAAGGACAAUUAGGUCUCGGAGAACCAACUGUGGAUUAUCCUUUCAGAUCACAUUCAGCCAUACAGCCAAUGGGACAAUUGAAUACAAAUACCCAAGGCUAUGGCAACCAUUUAAACAUGCUGGGGGUGGGACAAUUGAGUACACUUGCUUCAAUUGAAGAUGGCCCUUAUCUCUCUCAACCUAGAUUGCAUGGACUGGGGCAAGUGUAUUUUAGGCCUGCAGAUGCUCAAAGUUCUUUUGGGGUUCAGGACAGUCUCCAAGAGUCUAUCGUGGCCAAUACGGAGAACUUGUGCUCAAAGAAUUGAUCUUGACAAUAGCUCACGCUGCAGUUCCUUGACCAACUUUACCAUCUAGUAGUUUGUACAUAUAUGAGAUCAUUGCCUUAUGCACAGAACUUCAACAGAGGCGUGUCAAAGCGGAGUGAGCGUUAUUGCAGAGCUAGGAAGGAGCAUAAGGGAGAGAUUGCAGUGGAGUGGAGUGUUGUAACAAGUAUGGAGUCUCACUUGUUUCACCAAUGUGAGACACUUCAGGCAUUAGAUUAUUGGUAUGUCGUCAUUAGACUCCGUAAUCUAUUAUCUUUAUGUAGUGUCUUUGAUAGCUAACAUACAUCUCUGAAAGUGCUUGAUAGUUUUGAGGAAUUGUCUAUAUGAUUCAGAAGGGAGUAUGAGUGUGUGUAUUAUAGCAAAAUUUUUGUAUCAAGUAAUAAAAAUACUUGCAGUAAAUUACGUCAAAUAUCCAUAUAUUAUGACUCAUUUAGGAAGAUGUUCCUUGUAUUUUAGAAUCAAAUACAUAAUACAAGUACCAUGGAAAUCCUAGUAUAAGAACUAGAGUACCUUUUUUCAUGUUUA
This is a messenger RNA of Solanum tuberosum (potato), 3398 nucleotides long. RefSeq names its product protein FAR-RED IMPAIRED RESPONSE 1. Bases 99 to 2855 code for a protein of 918 amino acids. Lineage: Eukaryota; Viridiplantae; Streptophyta; Magnoliopsida; Solanales; Solanaceae. Gene Ontology annotation, molecular function: zinc ion binding. Gene Ontology annotation, biological process: regulation of DNA-templated transcription. The transcript has 8 exons. The record is from RefSeq and is a predicted model, not a curated record.